Messenger RNA from Schistosoma intercalatum, 6917 nucleotides. Lineage: Eukaryota; Metazoa; Platyhelminthes; Trematoda; Strigeidida; Schistosomatidae. The record is from the annotation of a GenBank genome assembly.
GCUUCGUGUAAGUUGCUUUGUUUUUCCCAUCGAUACAAAAUAUCAUUCAUCAUUCCCCAGGUUCUUUACUUUAGGGGUAACCACCCAUGUUUCGCGUGUAGAUGAUUAUGAUAUUGUCGGUUGUAAUGGUGUCACAGUAACGUGAAUCUCCAAGAUUUACAUGUAAACGUACUUCAUUCCGAUUACGUAGUUCAGGGUCGGUGGUGAAUGUUCCUCAAGGGAAGUCUUACUUCGUGUUGUUGCUAGACAAUCUGUUUGUCACAUUUGAAGACCACUGGCUACAGACUCGCAAAUACAACUUGUUUAAAUUUAGAUUUAUUUGUUGAGCACUGUUGACCAAACAUUUUGCCCCAAUCUCCCUAUUUUGGGGUUUUCCCCAAAGCUUGGAGAAAUCCUCUAAACGGUCAGAAUUCUCCCCAAAAUUGAAAGAUUGGGACGUUAGUUUGUUUUUAUUAAGCUUCUACGAGUGUAAAUUCUCUUCAAUAAGUUGAUUAAAAAUAUGGACACUCCUUCAGUUAGUGGUCCCUAAAAAUUGGCAACCCAAUGGGAGGACCUGUGAUGCCGAGGGGAUAUCGUCUGUUCUCGUCUUCUCAAUCUUGUUUCCCAUGAGUUAUCCUGGCGUAGUUGUGGGAGGGGGGAGAUAUAGCAGGUCCAAGCUCAUUUAGUAUCCUGUACAUCAAAAUUAGUUCACCUCAAGUUUCUAAAAGACUUCUCAGGUCUGUAUGAUAAGCCUCAGUUCCGAAGUUUCCCAGAAAGCUGCCUACUACUUUGAACAAAGUUUGUGGCCUGAAUACAGUUUUUAGUUUGGACUUUAUAUGGUCUGUAUAUACCAUAUAUAACAUUUGUAUCCAACUUAGUAAAUGGUCAUGACACUCAUGUGGUUCCAAUCCCUCUAACCCUGGUUAGUAGUAAGCCGUAGUCUUUGGUCGUAACUCUCACCCAUAAUUCAUUGAGACAAGACUAGGGGCACUGACGCUUCACACAACCAACAUAAACAUGUCUGACGUGUCUAUAGACUUGAUGAUAUUGAUAGAUGUUGGCUACUUUUAGAACAGCUUAUCAGGGAGUCUAGACCGGUCUGGAGUGCGCCAUCGUCAUCUUCCGUCACUUUCUAGAUCUUUAGUUUGCCUGUGAAAAGUAGCAUCGACGAUUCACUCAUAUUGAUUUAAAAAACUGAAAGAUCUAAAAUGAUGCCUCGCGGUACUUCAUGAAGUAUUAAUUCCCUCAAGGAGCAUUUAGAAUCUUUUUUUGACAAUCAAAAAGUCUUUGAUCCACUUAAGCGCGGAUCCAAAAACUAAGCCACUCAGUUUCAAUAGGAACAUACUAUGUGGCACCCUAUCAAACGCUCAUCUGAAGUUUUCCAGUCAGUCAGUAACAACGUAAAACUUUGUACGUACGUACAUCAGUUCAACUUGCCGUACCACAUUAGCACAGAUGCAGUUGUCGAUUCAAAUCCUCUAGUUGUAGAGGUAGUAAAAUUAUAAGCAGUAAUCGGAAAGAUUAUGGCUUGAAGAUGUUAUUCAAGGAGUAUAAUCCAGUGAAAUAAAUUUGGAAGGAAAAAAAGUUCAUGAAGAAUUCAGAAGAUCAUAAUUUCGGAGAACAGAGUAGAUGCACCUGCUCACACCAUUGCAAACGAUUUUGAGCCAUGUCAUUCAAGGUCUCUAACCAUCGGUUGCUGUCGUCUCACGGAUCCCAACCAGGUAGUCUACACCUACCAGCAUGGCUCAGUCCAUUUGUGAGUGACUUCAUGGAUUUGUUUCCUGUUUUGGUCUGGUCGCCCCUAGCUUUCUUCCAAAAUACUCCACCAUGAAACAUCGCACGUCUUGGCAGUCGGUGGAUGGACAUACGUAAUACAUGACCCAGCCAUUUCAACUGAUGAAGUUCCAUUACUUCAUCAAUUGAUUUUCCAUCCUUACUUAGUACCCGUUUCCUAACAACUGUGUUACUUACUCGAUGGUCCCAGGAUAUACGAGCAAUGUGUUCGAAGCAACUAUGAUCAAAUACUAGUAACCUACGAAUAUUCUCUACUCUUACCGGCCAUGUUUCACUGCCAUAAAGUAGGAUGGAGUGAACUGCUUCGCAGUAAAGCGUCAUUUGUUUGGUAGACGAAUAUUUCGCCUACUCCAUAAAUGACGCAAGUUGGCAAAAGCUAGUCGAGCCUUCUGUACCGUGCUGAAAUUUCGUCACACAUCAGGCUACAAGAGCUGAUGAGACUCAAGAAAAGUGAAGCGGUCGACCCUCUCAACUACUUCAUUCCUUGUCAUUAGUUUAGAUGUCAAUGCAACCCAAUCCUGAAGCAACAUUUUUCAUUUUGAAGUUUUAACAAACAAUAUUAAUUGCAUGUGGGGCUAAUCCUAAGUUAAAAUUAGGAGCAUGUGUAAAGAUCAUCUCAAAAUAAUCAGCUAUGGCUUUUGCUUUAACAUUGUUUUCUAUCAUUCGCGAUGCACUUCCUUUCGUAAUUAGCUUAGGGUUCCAUGGGUGGGUUUUGUAAUAGACUUAUGCGAAUAAUCGUUUCGACUUCUUGGUUUCAGUUGACAUCAAUUGGUCUCUGUACUUCUAAAUAGCAUGGAUUGUACCGGUGCAUUUAUUCCUGGUCGAUUUGUACUAAGACUAGUAAACCUCAAAUCUGAAUUUGAAUGUAGGGCAGUGUAUCUAAGUGUAGUACUUUCCGUUAGUCUUUAAUUUACACUGAAUCAGUAAAAGCAAGCACUGCUCAGGCCUCGAUUUCAUAAUCACCUUGGGUGAUUAUAGUCCAUUUUGUUUAUUUUCCUUUAGAAAACGCAAGUUAUCCAGUGGGCAAGAUUCGACCAAUAAUUUAACCCCUUUUUGGUCCCAUGUUUGGAUUUCCCAUUGACGUGGUACAGUUUACUUCCAAUUGAGAGGUCAAAUAUUAAAGUCCAGCCCUUUGAGCGAAUAUAUAUACUGGUACAAGAGGGCACCAAAUACAUAUGCGCUACACUUUGUCAUCCUAUCUGUAUGAGGGCUGGAAUACUGCCCGUGUGCGCAAACCGAGACAUGUGGUUUCCCUAGAGGGUCACUCCUCGGGCCUUUGACCUAGAGGUCGAAUCCACAAGUCAACGGGACAACUUUAGCAGAUGCAGUCCCAUGAUAGCCGGUGGCCAACAAUAGGUUCAUACGCCUUUUGUUUCCCCAGGAUCCUGUAACCCAUGUGUAACACCUGGGUUUUCCAACUACCCUAGGUGAACCCUCAGUGUUCACCAACUAACGGAAAUUCCAAAAAUCAAAUCACAGACUUAAUGGUAGUUUUGUACAUCAUUCACAACUCAACAUCUUGUUUCGUAUUAAUUCCUUUGAAGUAUUCGGUAAUUACUCUAACCGGUUGCUCUAUGUCCCUUAAGUCACACUUUAUGAAUCAGUGACCCUACUUGGGUGCUAAACUGAAGUAUUUGUAAGUAGAGUCAUAGCCACUGCGCUACCCCUCUAGAUCUGGGCUGGGUAAAACAUGUAAUCGUUCUUGUUUCCACUUGGAAAUGUUUUCGUAGAUGUUUGUUCGUUUAUGCGUUGUUCAAAGCAUGAAAUUUCGAAAUUAAUGACUGAGUCAACCUGUAAAAAAUAGGUCGAAUGAUAAAAAUACGAAUUUUUUGAUCUCUAUUUUGUCUUGAAAAUCAAAUGAAGAGGCCGUUUUCCAGUGAAGAGUUCACGGACCGUUUCACCUUUUUAUCUAUACCUAUUCAUAUAGACAUGGUAAAGGACAAGUCAUAUUAAACAAUAAUCCAGUUUUGUCUAAUUUUUUUGUUCUGGAAAUCUCCUGGUUCCAGUGAUACAUUUUGAUUUACUCUUGUUGCAGAACAAAGAAUGUCUGUCAUCAUUCGACUCCAAAACCUACCAAUUUCAGCAAACGCCUCAAAUAUUCGACGCUUUUUCAGCGGGUUAUCCAUUCCUGAAGGGGGCGUGCACAUCGUCGGGGGCACGGAAGGUGACGCAUUUAUUGCCUUUGCUACAGAUGAAGAUGCAAGAAAAGCUAUGCUGCUCGAUCGACAAACGAUCAACGGGGCAUCUGUUCGCCUGUUUCUGAGCAGUAAAGCCGAAAUGCAGUCAAUAAUCGAAUCUGCAAAAACUUCAGUCUUAUUUUCUAGUGGAGGAAAUCCGGUUUUAUCUCAAUCUAUCUCUCAAAAGACUGAAACUAUGCAUGCACUAGAUGUGACAGCUCCUACACUGCCCAGUUCCUUCCCAUCGUACCGUAAUGGAGCCACUCGUGAAUCAUUUGAUGAUUCCUCCAAGCAGUAUCCUUACACCUAUAGCAAAGGUGUAACCCUGGAUCCCCCUCGUGGACAAAUUGAAUCAGCUGAACGUAACAACCCGGACAAAUAUCCCGAAAAUUUACCUCUAGAUAGACCUCAUUUUAGUCAGGAUCGAGAUUAUAGUUACAAUAACCAACCUAACAUGCAUUCAAGGUAUGAUGCGAUACGAGACUUCCCACCAACUAACGACUAUGGUCCAAGAGAUACAUACUUGAAUAACCGAGUUGACUUGGGACAUAGAUCUUAUCGCGAUGAUUACGAUUAUAGUAGGCACCCGCCAUCGGUUACUUCUGAAGACAACUUCGUCCCGAGAGGCAAAGACAAUGAAGGCAAAAGUAGUCCAAGGGACUCUUAUGCUGAUCCUUAUUCUGCGCUACACGUCUCGGAUGGUAUGACGAUAGAUUAUGAUAAGUAUCGUGCACAAUCUCCUAGAGUAUUCAAUGAUCGGUUCCCUCCACAUGAUAUUCAAUCACGUGAAUUUGGUCAUGGAAAUACCCACCCGUUUCCAUCAGAAUUUAGAAGUGGCCCGGGUCAUCCGCUUGAUCGUGAAACUGCAUGCACUGAUUCUAGGUUGCAAGAGGAACGCGAUUUUUCUGUUAGACCUCCGUGGCUCAACGAUAAUGCACCCGUUUCAGGACCAAAGCGUCCAUUCCAGCAUCAGACUUCAGACUUUGAAGAGUACCCACGAAAACGUCGACCACAACCCUCAUCAUAUACUCGCCCAUCUGACAUAGUGCCUGGAGAAACUGAUUACGUACUAAGAGUUUGUUUGCCCGCCCCAGAAGCUGGAAUAAAGACUGUUUUCGAAGUUUUACGUGGCGUCCAAGUUGUUCCAAAAUGGGGUAUCCGGGUUGAAGAAGAUUUGCUACAACGUCCCACUGGGUAUGUGUUUAUAAUGAUGACAACUCGUGAUUCGUAUGAACGAGCACUCAGUUUUAAUAAUCGUCCUCACAAAGGAGACGUGAUAAAAGUAGUCAAAUGCACUCUAAGUGAAUUUUACAGUGUUAGUGAUACAAACUUUACUUCAAAAUGCCCUCCAGAGGUUGCCAAAAAACUUCCACCACCUGAUCAGUUCUACCCUCCUCAUUACAACGAUGGUUGUCUUGAGCUAGCUGAGCUCCCAUCUGAUACCACCAAGACAGAAGUAGUUCGGUUUUUGGGUGCUCCUGGUCUAACUUGUGAAAAUGUUGUACUGGCUCGGUUCCCUCCAAAUGAUAAGUCUGCACCACGCAGUACCAACUUAACUAGGGCACUAGUUACGCUUCCUUCUGCAGAGGAUAUCAAAAUCCUUCUUUCUGCCAAACCACGGCCAUUUCGACCAGAUGUGGGACUUCCAUCAGUGCGCUUAACACCAAUAUCAAAGUUGCAAGUCACUGCUUAUUCAGCCUUAGCGAUCGGUAGUAAAUCUGAAAGUACUAAAGAGCCUAUUAAACCGCCUGUUCCUCGUGAUGUCGAUUCGGAGCCUACUAAACCACCUGGUGGCUUUUUGACAUGUGCUUGUGUCAGUGGGUUUUCUCGCACAGUAAAAGAUUCUGAAGUUCUGAAUCUGUUUCCGUCCAUCCUAAUUCCUGGAGAUGCGGUACGACUGGCUCCUGAUGCUAAUAUUGCUUUCAUUGAUUUCAUUAGUGAAAACAACUGUCGUCGUGCUGUAAAUGAAGCAUCGGCUGAAGGUUCUAAGGCAAAACAGUCACAUCCAUCUCUUCACAUAGAAGCCAUUUCUCGAGAGGAAAUGCUGAACCGUUUGGGUGCCGAUCCAAAAGAUGAACAACUCAACUUUGACAGACCCGGAAGAUCUCGUGACAGAGAUCCUCGGGAAUCCCGCAUCCAUUGGGAUCAACGCCAGCGUCCGUCACCUUCGAAUCCAUUUGAGAGCCGUCCCCCAAGUGUAGGCAGAGCUAAGUACGAUGACUCUUACUAUGACCGCCCCGCUGUACCUGCCCCUUUUGAUGACCAUCACGACUCCUUCCGUAGGUUCCGCCCGCCUGUGGAUAAUUUACAUUCUAUCCCACCACACCAAUCAGAUAUUUCAUCUGUUCCGAGACAACCUGUUCCUCUUCCACAUCGUCGCCCAGUUCCUGACUUUGUUACAGUUUUUGUCGGAAAUCUUCCACCCGCAUGUACAGUUGAUCAACUAGCUGGAAUAAUGCGGGAUUAUUACUUCGUUCCGGGUUCGAUAAGACUACGCCGUGAUCCUCAAGGGCAGUUUGUUGGUGAAGCGUUAGUUGAUUUCAAAACAAGUUACGAAGCUGAUAGGGCGCUCAGAGGACUAAAUGGAUAUCGAGUAGGCGGUCGACCCUUGGUAUUGCAUUUUGAUCACCGGAAGUAACAGUUUCGUGGACAUCGACCGAGGGACCUUAUGGCUUGUGGUGUUCUUUCAGCAUGGAUUCCUCACUAUAUUUCGUUUCAAUUGGAACUGAAUCAAUUCGUGUAUUUUUGUGAAGCAGUAGUCACAGUGUGUAGUUGACAGACUCUAAAUCAGCUUAUUACCAAUUCUUCAGUCCAAUGUGUCUUUUGUGUACAAACCUACUCGAUCGGAAAAGAGCUUUUUUACUAUAGUUGCUCUAUGACUUUUCUACUCGUUUGACCUGUUGUUACCGUUGCCGUUAUGUGAUCGGGUUUUCCUAUUUGGCUCUAAAAUAAAUUCGGUUUGUCUGU